UUUGACAUGCCACUGUACACGUUGGCUCUUCUCUAUUGAACUGCAAUGAAUGUGAUGGCGCGUUUAUCACCUCACCCCUAUACAUUAAUGACAUUUACUACUUUGCCAUUCACCUCAACUCUUCUUCUCUUAUCCCAAGAAAACCAAAAACACUCUCUCUGUUGUUUUUUCUGGGCUUGCUUCAAUGGGUUAUGCGGAUUUCUCGGCCUCAUUUCAAAUCUCGUGAAUUUCAAAGCUCAUUUUUUGCUUUGCUUCUUCUUCAAUCCACAGGUAAACACAACAGCAUUGUUUUGUGGGCCAUUAGAAAAUCUUUAGCUGCGUAAGCGUUUUGAUACUUUUUGAGUGAUGGAUGGGCGACGGCAUUCAGUUGAUGUUCCUAUAUCGAGAGCGCUGGUUGCACUUAGAAGAGUGAAGUCACUUAGGGAUCCAACCACUAAUUCGAUAAGCAAGUUCUCCGCAAUGGUUGAUAAGAUGAAUUGGGAUACAAAUUCAGGUAAUGCUAUUACUUUGGGAUUUGAGGAUAGACAGGAAGUAGGGUAUAAUGAUGACAGCGCUCUGCGGCCAAAUGGCUCCGUUUUGUAUGCCAACGGGGAUGAAUAUGUAGGUGGUCAGGUACUUAACUGCAAUAUGGGGAAUUGCAAAUCGCCGUUGGUUUCCCCUCAAAUGGAUCAUUGGAACGAUAAUGUUGAAUUGUGUAAUGUACGACAACCAACUGACAUAGAAAGAGGAAAUAAAUCAUCAAGUAAAAGGUUAGGUCACUCUUAUGGGGAUAAAGGAAUGGCAAUGGCUUGUACAACACCUUCCAACGCCUGGGAGGAGGGCAUUGGUUCAAGUAAAGAAUCAAAUGACGGAGCAGUGCAGGCCAAAGAUGUAGUUUAUUAUGGAACAAAGAAGAAAUGCAAACAUAGAAAACAUACUAGAUCUUCUAGAACAGCAGCUGGUGAUGUUUUGAGUCGUGUAGGUAGUCCCUACUUUUCUGUAAGUGAUGCUCCAAACGGAAGCUCAAACCAUGCCAUUUCACUGUAUGGAAAUGAAGAUGUUGACGAUGUGGAAUCUGAUCCUGGUGGAUGUGGAAUUAGCUCCUGCUGGUUAGGCACCCCUAGGUUUAGAGAAUCAAAUCCGCUUACAUAUAUGGAAGAGCGACCUCUUCUGUCUUCAGGAAUUGAUGAGACACUCUUAGCUGUACAAAGAAGAAGCUGGAUGCAUGAUAACAAUGGAGUUGCUUCACAUUCAGAAAGUCCUAGAAGUAUCAGUCAAAAGUUCAGGCCAAAAUCAUUCAGUGAAAUGGUGGGACAGAAUGUAGUAACAAGGUCUCUGUUGAACGCUAUCUCAAGUGAGCGGAUUAAUCCAUUCUACUUGUUUCAUGGUCCUCGUGGUACAGGAAAAACAUGCGCAUCAAGAAUUUUUGCUGCCGCAUUGAACUGUCUUUCUCCUGAUGCUGAGAGACCAUGUGGCCUCUGCAGAGAUUGUGUUCUGUACUUCUCAGGAAGAAGCAAGGAUGUUAAAGAAGUGGAUUCCUUGAAAAUCAAUAGAAUGGAGAGAAUUAGAUUGCUUAUCAAGAAUGCUGUGUCGCCUCCAGUUUCUUCCAAAUUUAAGGUUUUUAUUAUAGAUGAGUGCCACUUAUUGCGAGAGGAAACAUGGACAAGUAUUUUAAAUCACCUGGAAGAGCUAUCUCGGCAUGUGAUCUUCAUAAUGAUCACCCCUGACCUUGAGAAGCUGCCUCGUACUGCAGUAUCACGGUCCCAGAAGUACCAUUUUUCCAAGAUAAAAGAAGUCGAUAUUUCGAACAGGUUACGCGAAAUUUGUGAGGAUGAAGGAAUCACUUUUGAUCAGGAUGCUUUAGAUUUCAUUGCUUGUAAAUCAAAUGGCUCACUUCGAGAUGGGGAGAUAAUGCUCGAGCAGCUAAGUUUGCUUGGGAAAAGAAUAACAACACCAUUGGUGUAUGAGCUAAUUGGAGCUGUCUCUGAUGAUGAGUUGCUGGAGUUGCUGCAUCUGGCGUUGUCAUCCGACACUUCAAAUACAGUUAAAAGAGCCAGAGAGCUAAUGAGAUCAAGAAUAGAUCCCAUGCAACUAAUAUCGCAGCUAGCAAAUCUAAUAAUGGACAUUCUUGCUGGAAAAUGUCAAAUAAGUGCUUGUGAAGGUAAAGGCGGGGUAUUCUGUGGACCCCUUUCUGAAGCCGAGAAACAGCAACUUAGUCAUGCACUCAAAGUACUCUCUGAGACGGAAAAACAAUUGAGGAUGUCAAAAAAUCAAACAACAUGGCUGACUGCUGCACUUCUGCAGUUAAGCUCAGUGGGAGCUUUAGUCGACGCCAAAGAUGGAAAUUCGUGCAUGAGAACGGUAUACCAACAAGAUCCUGAUGGUAAUCCGUGUAGUACAUCAUCAACAAGUGAGAGUUUGAAGCACCUUUCAACUUGCGCAUGUGAAAGCAUUGAAUCUUGCAAAAGAGGAAUGCAGGAUGAUAAAGAAACUCUGUCAUCUGUAUGGAAUAAAGCUAUUGAAAUGUGCGAAUCCAAUUCACUUGCAAACUUUUUGAGAAGACAAGGGAAGUUGUCAUCAAUUCGUCUUAAACAAGGUUUGGCAGUUGCUGAACUGGAGUUCUAUUGCCCCAAAGACAUAUCAAAGGCUGAGAAAUCAUGGAAACCCAUUGCAAAUGCGCUUCAGCGAACACUAUGCUGCAAUGUGGAAAUCAGAAUCAAUCUUGUUCCUGGCUGUUUCCUCAAAAAGUAUUCCAGAAUGAAAAGGCUGACUUUUAGACUUUUUAAUUGUUCACGUGGCAAGCCUUAUAAGUCACUUUCCAAGAUGGAAUGUAAAAGUGAUCCAUCAGAGAACUCCGAUUCUGCUUCUAAAAGAGUCAUAAUGGUGGAUAAAGUUGUUGAAACAUGUUCCUCUGAGUGUUUUUCUCAAAACUCUCAAAUAUGUUGUCAUGGCAAAGAAAUUAUGACCAUAAGAACCAGUGACGGAAAUGCGCUAAGCAUUGGAUCAGAUACACCUCAGAUAUUAUUGACAGAUGGUUCCCUGCUAACACAUCAGUUGGAAUCUUGUUUGAAAGAGGGAAGUACUUGCAGAUGCCGGGAUUCAUUUACCAUAGAGUCGGAGAAAAAACCAAGCUGUUUUCCUAGAACAGUAGGACUUCUAAGGAGAUCAAGUUCAUCGAAUGCGUCUCAUAUGACUUUUUCGAUUACCCAACCACAAAACAAUUUGGUUUUAUCCAUUCCCAGCAAAACACCUUGUCAAAACCACAUUCCUUGCAGCAGUUCAAACAAUCACUCUUCUGGGAAUACAGACUUUUCCAAGGAGUCAAGGUCGCGAUGUUGGAGAUCAGCUCUGUUACCCUUCAGGAAGGCUUGGCAGCUGAAACAUCAGCAUGAAAAUCCACACCAAGAGUGGAUUCUACCUUAUUCUGCUGCAAACUAGCAAUGUGGAAUAACAUGAACAGUGAAAACAAUUGAGAGUGCAACAUAGCUUUCAGAGAUUUACAUGAUUAAGUAUUUUGGUUAUACUUAGCACUAACAGAAGUUAACAUACAUGGUGCUUCACCGUAGCCCUCUCCAGUGAAACUAUUGAAUUUAACUCUGUACAUAGAGCCAGUACUUCUCAAUCCCCAAACACAACGAAACGUAGUCUGAAUGAAAUUGCACUUAUGAAGAUAUAUUGAUAUCCUCUACUAUGUUGCUUAACAUAGUUUGGCACAAUUCAAUUGUUCAAUGCAUAAGUAGUUGUAGCUUCUUCUCUUUGUUCUGUUGGGUGAAAUAUUAUUCUGGACUUUGCCUGUAAAUCAAGUGAUGGCCCCAUGAAACCCGGUA
Nicotiana attenuata is the source of this 3806-nucleotide messenger RNA. RefSeq names its product protein STICHEL-like 2. The transcript has 8 exons. The record is from RefSeq and is a predicted model, not a curated record. Gene Ontology annotation, biological process: DNA repair; DNA-templated DNA replication. Gene Ontology annotation, cellular component: DNA polymerase III complex; nucleus; DNA replication factor C complex. Gene Ontology annotation, molecular function: DNA clamp loader activity; DNA binding; DNA-directed DNA polymerase activity. NCBI's taxonomy places the organism in Eukaryota, Viridiplantae, Streptophyta, Magnoliopsida, Solanales, Solanaceae. Bases 346 to 3417 code for a protein of 1023 amino acids.